AUGAUGCAUGAAGACGACAAGGCAAAGACCUCUUUCAUCAUCGAAAGAGGUACCUACUGCUACAAGGUCAUGCCCUUUGGGCUGAAGAACGUCGGGGCAACCUACCAAAGGCUGGUGAACAAAAUGUUCAAGGAGCAAAUCGGCAAGACUAUGGAGGUCUACGUAGACGACAUGCUAGUCAAAGCUCCCGAACAAGCAGACCACAUCGAGAAUCUUGCCGAGGCAUUUAGCCUACUCCGAAAAUACAACAUGAAGUUGAACCCGAGCAAAUGCACAUUUGGAGUCUCGUCCGGCCGAUUCCUUGGAUACUUAGUCACCCAAAGAGGAAUUGAGGCACAUCCAAAUCAAAUCAAGGCUAUACUCAACAUGAAGUCACUUGCCACAACAAAGGAGAUACAAAGUCUAACGGGUAGGGCGACAUCUCUCAACCGAUUCCUUUCAAGAUCUACCGACAAGUGCAAGCCAUUUUUCAAAGCCUUGAAGAAGGGACACAAAGACAAGUGGGAUGACGAGUGUGAAGUAGCUUUUCAAAACUUGAAAACUUACCUCACUUCACCUCCAUUACUCUCAAAACCGAUACCAGGCGAAGACUUGUACACCUACCUGGCGGUGUCCGACUCAGCUGUCAGCUCAGCUCUCAUCCGAGAAGAGCUGGGGGCACAACAUCUGGUAUUCUACACUUCAAAAGCUCUCCUCGAUGCAGAGACUUGCUAUCCGAAAAUGGAGAAGCUCAUUUUUUCACUUUUGGUUUCUGCGAGAAAACUAAGGCCCUACUAUCAAGCACACCGAAUUAUUGUCAUAACAGAAUUUCCGUUGAGAUCGAUCAUUCACAGCCCCGAAGCUUCUUAG
This is a messenger RNA of Prunus armeniaca (apricot), 849 nucleotides long. NCBI's taxonomy places the organism in Eukaryota, Viridiplantae, Streptophyta, Magnoliopsida, Rosales, Rosaceae. The record is from the annotation of a GenBank genome assembly.